ACCUCCAGCUAUGCAGCAACUGCCUCAGGAACAAGUAGUCAAUAUAACGACAUAUUCUACACCAACAUAUCCAGUUGCUCAACCAAUACAGCAAACUGAGAAAUGGUGGAAAGGGAACAAUAAAUAUAAGCCACAAUUGAAUUCAAUCGGACCAGCUUCUUUAAUUUUUAUAUCGGGCGGUAUAAAUAUGGCAUGGAAACUUGGCCUUUCCACAACAUUCAAUACAGAAUUUAUGAUAACAGAGAGGAUGGUUUCAAGUUGGUUUGAGGGCGCCGUUUUUAGUGCUAUUGGUGGUGCUUUUUUCAGCAAAUACUUUCCAAAGAAACUUUUAAUGUGGAUGUCUUCUAUACUGGUUGUUAUUGGUGGUAUACUACAGGUGUCUGAUCCAAAUACAUAUGAUAUAAUACUGGCUUCACGUUACCUAAAUGGCAUAGCUGUGGGUUUUAUAUUCCCCAUGACAUUUGUUAUGAUUGGCGAAGAGGUUGUCAAGCCCCUGCGUGGUUUAAACUCAAGCGUCGUAGAUACAAUGUCCUUUAGUUGUGGAAUAUUUAUACAGAUUUUAUACUCCGUUUUGUGGACCAGUGAAGCUGAGAAUGUUUUUAAAGCAAUUCAAAUGGGUGGACUUCUUAAUAUAAUCUGUGGUAUUAUAGCUUUCAUUAUGACAACUAUAUAUAUGGUGGAAUCACCAAUCUUCUAUUUGGUUCGUGGAGAUGAACAGAUGGCCCUCGAUUCGUUAAUUCGCUUGCAAAGACCUCAUGACUUAAAUGCUGAAACUUGCGAAGAACUAGAGGAGCACAAACAUUAUGUGGCGCAGAGUAACGAAAGAACUUUUAAGGAAAAUGCCUUCUACGCUAUACCGGCAUUGCUAAAACUUUGUUUCUAUCGCUCCUUUGCGGUUCUUGGGUUUUCAUACUUUGUAAAUUUUGCCUUUUCAUAUUCAUCACUAGUUACUACACAAUUACAAAUAUACCCAUAUAUUUUGUAUGCCCUUGCCAGGUUAUUGGGACCCAUAAUUGCAUCAUUUACACUAGAUUCUAAAGGUCGCAAACCAUCCAUGAUUAUCGGUUUCUUUAUUUGCACUAUUUUGGCUUUUACUGUUGGUGGUAUUUUUGAUAAUAAGCAAAAUUUUAUUGAUUUUGAUUACAUGACCAUUGUUAAAUAUUUUCUGAUCUGCUUUCAACUAUUCUCAUCAAUGUCAAUGGCAUCUUCUUCGGCUUAUUUGUGCGAAGCAUUUCCUUUGCCAGUCAAACGACACUAUAUAGCCAUUGUUUUCAUCGUUGAAAUGAUGGUUCACAUUAUAAUUAACACUUUCAAGAAUACGUUUUUACCCUACAAUGUUAACCGUAUCUCUGAUUAUUUUCUAUCAUUGGGUGGUCUGUCGUUAGUGUUCUUAGGCGUGGCAAUAUUUGCUAUGCCAGAAACUAAAUGGUGUUCUUUGCGUGAAUGUCUACCAAAGUUUAGACAAUUGUAUAACUUUCGUAAAUAAUGUAUUGUAGUGACAAACGAAUAAUUCAAUAGCAUUAAUUGUACUUUUUUAAAACAUUGUAAAUAUGUAAAUUAAAUUAAUUAUUUGU
Molecule: messenger RNA, 1574 nt
Organism: Calliphora vicina (urban bluebottle blowfly)
Lineage: Eukaryota; Metazoa; Arthropoda; Insecta; Diptera; Calliphoridae
Exons: 3
Coding region: 11-1486 (491 amino acids)
Biological process (GO): transmembrane transport
Cellular component (GO): membrane
Molecular function (GO): transmembrane transporter activity
Source: RefSeq, a predicted model, not a curated record